UCAACAUCUCCAUCCAGAAGUACUCCGAUCCUGAGCUUCGUAUUCACCUAUAAACGCCAACGCCUCAACCAGUUUAAGCGAUGCUUCCUCCAUGUUGACUCAGCCAGAUAUCUCUUUCUCUUUCGGACCACCAAGCUUGGUUCCCAUCCCGUUCGGCAUCAUGACCCGCUUUACAACCCUCCUGGCUGGCGCAGCCAUCCUCUUGUCAACCGCUGGGCUUGUUCAUGCCGAGUGUCAAAACAUGAAAGUUGACUGUGGUUGGAGUCUUAUACGUGGCGGAUCAGCAAGCGAGGAAGACAUACGCGAUGCCCUCGUGAGAGCCAAUCAACCAACAGACCCAACACACAUGUACGAUUCGACUUUCGCCUGCGAAGUGGUUUACGAUGGCAUAGCUGUAUGGGUGACGGUGUUCGAUAAAUGGUGUGGAGGACCAAAUACGUGCGGAGCCAUUCAUGACGAGUUUGGGUAUUCUACUGGUUGUUUAUCGGAUGGAUGAACCUACUUGUAUUUCGUCUGGGGUUUUUACUCCCCUUUCCCUGUCCUGCUUAGUUUCUUUGUUGGGUCAUCGACGGAGAUAGCGCCAUUGCCAUUCUCGGACAGACAGAGGCCGGUGUUUAUUUUCCAUAUGGAGAUGUGUUGAACAAUGUUUCAGCCUCUAUCGAGCUCCAACAGUCCAAUGUCCGGGUGAACAUUGAACCAAGACAUUCCAUGUAUUCGACGUGUUAU
Molecule: messenger RNA, 726 nt
Organism: Neurospora tetraspora
Lineage: Eukaryota; Fungi; Ascomycota; Sordariomycetes; Sordariales; Sordariaceae
Exons: 2
Coding region: 92-496 (134 amino acids)
Source: RefSeq, a predicted model, not a curated record